Messenger RNA from Pipistrellus nathusii (Nathusius's pipistrelle), 2013 nucleotides. NCBI's taxonomy places the organism in Eukaryota, Metazoa, Chordata, Mammalia, Chiroptera, Vespertilionidae. The record is from the annotation of a GenBank genome assembly.
AUGGAUUUCAGGGAAAUUCUCAUGAUAGCUUCUAAAGGACAAGGAGUUAGCAGCGUACCGAAAAGGUAUAGUUUGGCAGUAGGUCCUGCCAAAAAAGACCCAAAAGUUAAGGGUGUCCAAUCAGCAGCUGUACAAGCUUUUCUCAGAAGAAAAGAGGAGGAACUCAGACGAAAAGCCUUAGAGGAAAAAAGGAGAAAAGAAGAACUAGUGAAAAAGCGAAUUGAGCUAAAACAUGACAAGAAAGCAAGAGCUAUGGCUAAGAGGACAAAGGACAAUUUCCAUGGUUACAAUGGGGUUCCUGUUGAGGAAAAGUCAAAGAAAAGACAGGCAAUGGAAAGCCAUAAUCAGGGAACAGACCAAGAGUAUGAGAUGGAAGAAGAGGAAGAAUUCUUAGAAUACAAUCAAGCAGCAUCAGAGCAGGAAUAUGAAGAAGAGCAAGAACCUCCUCCCAAAGUUGAAAGUAAACCAAAGGCCCCCCUUAAAAGUGCCCCACCACUCAUGAACUUCACUGAACUACUCAGGCUGGCUGAGAAAAAGCAGUACGAACCAGUAGAAAUCAAGGUAGUGAAGAAAACAGAAGAGAGGCCUAUGACUGCACAGGAACUUAAGGAGCGAGAAUUUCUUGAACGAAGGCACAGGAAAAGAACACCUGAGGCAGAUGCAAGACUACCUCUGACCAAAAAGGCACCCUCUCAGACAGAAAGUAUGGGCACAAAACCUAACAGACUUUCUGGGGACAAGCAUCCUUCUUCCAAGGGUACUCCCCUCCCUCAUGCUGAGAAGAAAUCCAGACCCAGCAGCGCAGCUAAUGAGAAACAUUUAGGUUUGUUUUCAUCCAAAUCCAUGCCGGGAGAGAAGACCAAAGUAGGACCUAGCAACUGCUCCCAACGCUCGCUCCGGGAGGACCAUGACAGGCCUGUUUUCAAUGGCGCUGGAAAGACCCACUCAAGCACCCGUUCACCAAGUGUUCCAAAGACUUCUGCUAAAGGAACGCAGAAACCUGUUACUGAGCACAAAGCCAAAAAAUCUCCCCCCCAUCCUAGCCAUUCCAGACCUGGACCCGUGGUCACCCCACAUAAGACUAAGAGUCCAGGUGUCAGGCAGCCAGGCAGCAGUUCCAGUCCAGCUCCUGGGCGGCCCAACAUAGUGAAUGUUAAGCCUACGGUUAGUUCUAGCUCUAUGCUCAGGCGCCAGAAUGGCAGCUCCAGCUCAGGAUCUGAGAGAUCAGUCAGUGGGACCAAGAGGCCAGUCAGUGACUCAAAUCCUCCUGGAAGGACAGUCAGCAGUACAUGUAGCUCUGGAAGACCCAUCAGUGGCUCAGGUGGUUCUGGGAAGUCACUGGUAAGCUCUGGUGGCCCCGGGCGGCCUGUGCACAGUCCACAUGACCGACGGCCAGUGAGUGGCUCAGUGCCCCCCAGGCAGUCAGUCAGUGGCCCUGGGCAAUCAGUGAGUGGCUCAGCUCCAGCUGGACGGACUGUCAGUAGUUCAGGCCCUGGAAGACCAGUGAGCAGCUUGGGACCUGGACGAAUAGUUAGUAGCUCAGGUCCCCCCCAUAGACCCAAAUGCACCGUUGUCUCAGAAACAAUAUCAUCUAAGAAUAUCAUUACCCGGCCCAGCAUUGGACAGAUGAAUGGAAUGAAGCCUUCCUUGGCUGGCUACAGAUCUGCACAAGGUCCUCAAAGGAUUCCCUUCCCUAGUGGUUACAAAAGACAGCGAGACUAUGAAGAGGAGGAAGAUGAGGACUAUGACUCCGAAAUGGAUGAUUUUAUCGAAGAUGAAGGAGAAUCUCAGGAAGAAAUAUCCAAGCACAUUCGUGAAAUCUUUGGCUAUGACCGAAAAAAAUACAAAGAUGAAAGUGAUUAUGCCUUACGUUACAUGGAGAGUAGUUGGAGAGAACAGCAGAAGGAAGAAGCAAAAAGUCUAAGACUAGGUAUGCAAGAGGACUUAGAGGAAAUGAGACGGGAGGAAGAAGCAAUGAAAUGCCGAAAGGUCAAGAAACUGAAAAAACGUUAG